AUGACGAAUAGCAAUUAUACGUAUUCUCAGAUGGAUGUGUUCAUUACCAUUGGCGACGAAGACGACGACUCGACUGUUGACUCUCUGGCUGCUCCGACGGCUGCCCUAGAGGGCUGCGCUCCACCCCCGAAGGAGUAUCGUGAAGGCGGCUCAUCCCCUCGGGAAGGAAAUCGCUCCCCGUGGACAAAAUCCCCCCUUGUGGAACCUUUGCCUCCUCCUGAAGCUGUUAAUGGCAUGGUGGAAUUGACGAUCCCAGAUGAGAUCUUGACUGAUCCAAACCCUUUGUGGAGAUGCUAUGUGGUUAGGUAUUUCAUUGGGGAUGCUCCUCAUGUCGGAUCCAUCCACGCUACGGUGAACCGACUCUGGUCUUCGCCGAAGAUGGGAAGUAAAAUUGAUGUGCAGUUUCUGGAGAAGAACACGGUUUUAUUUCGGAUUGAGAAUUCUCAGAUGAGAGCUCGAGUGAUUCAGAGGCGCUACUGGCAUAUUUCAGAUAUUCCAUUGGUAGUCAACGAGUGGUCUCCGGAAUCGGCCCUUCAGCCUCCGGAUCUGUCGGCCAUACCCAUUUGGAUUGAUCUUAAGGGCGUGCCGAGUAUGCUUUUCUCUCAUAAGGCUCUGAAAUGUUUGAGUCGUGCUGCUGGCAAAUUUGUCAAACUUCACCCUAGUACAGAGAAAUGUGUGAGGCUUGACGUGGCUCGAGUUCUUGUUGAGAUUGACCUCCAUAAGCCGCUGGUGGAGAAGAUCAGCUUUGUGGACAAGGAUGGUGUGCAAGUGGUGAUUGAUGUAUGUUACCCCUGGUUGCCUCCUAGGUGCAACAUCUGCAAUGCUUGGGGCCACAAGGGAGAGAGCUGUAAUUCGAGGAAGAUAAAGGUGAGGUAUGCGAUCAUCCCGAACCGCAAUGUUGUAAGUGACUUGCUCCACGAGCUUGAGGUUCUCCCUCCAGCUUUGGGAAGUAAUGUGGUGGGAGAUAAGUCACGUGAAAAUUUUGAGGUUGGCGGUACUUCGAGUGGGGAUAUGAAUACUGAUGCUUUGAAGCUUGACUGGGCCCUGGUAGGUAGAAAUUCUUCUCCACCUACUGAUAGGGUAAGGGUUAGAGGGGCAAAAGAAGUUGAUCAAGUGGAGAGGGAUAUAGUGAUCUCACCGUCCAGAUUCAGUGUUCUAGCGAUAAAGGAUAAUGAGGAGAGAGAUGGGGAUGCAGAUGACGACAUAGAGGAGGGAGAGGUUGUUUCAGAGGUGCAAAAGGUGGAUGCAAAGAAAGACACAACCAAGAACGUGAGGUUUCGUGCCGGAACGAGCCUCAAGCUUAGUAAACAACUCCCUGGGCGUGAGAAGUUAGAAGAUGGGUACAUGCAGAGAAGUUUCUUUUUGGAUGUUUACUGGAAACUCGAGUUCAAUUGGAUAAGUAUGGAGAAUGCGUCGCAGAGGCACUACCAGGGUGGCUUCGCUGAUAAAGUGGUGGUCACUCAGUUGCAUAUCAGCUCUCAGGUAAUAACUUGUGCGGUCCAGGUACCUGAAACAAGUGAGCAGUUUAUAUGUUCGACAGUCUAUGCGUCGAAUUGUGAAGUGGAAAGGAGGAGACUGUGGGAGGAGCUAAGGGGCACUCAGGCUGCAUAUCGACAUCUUGACAUGCCUUGGAUAGUAAUAGGGGACUUCAAUGUUACCCUUUCUACAGGAGAGCAUUCUCGCGGUACUGUUCCUCGAUCUCUUCUUGGAAUGAGGCAGUUUCAGGAUGUUGUGAUGGACUGUGCUUUAACAGAUCUGGCUUCUUCGGGGGCUCUGUUUACCUGGUGGAACAAACAAUAUGUAUAUCCUAUUGGUAAGAAACUUGAUCGAGCGUUGAUAAAUGCGGCAUGGCUUAGGUCUUUCCCUCAAUCUUCUGCUUGCUUUGAGGCUGGUGGUAUAUCUGAUCACGCACGAUGUGUGGUCACGAUAUCAGGAAACCUUAAUGAGACAAGAAAUCCUUUCCGUUUUUCAACUACCUCUGUGAUCACCCUGAUUUUCUUCCUACGGUUAAGCGAAUAUGGGACUCGACACAACCUAUUCAUCACUCUAGGGCUGCACUGA
Brassica oleracea var. oleracea is the source of this 2061-nucleotide messenger RNA. RefSeq lists its product as uncharacterized. The record is from RefSeq and is a predicted model, not a curated record. Bases 1 to 2061 code for a protein of 686 amino acids. Gene Ontology annotation, molecular function: catalytic activity. The transcript is spliced from 5 exons. NCBI's taxonomy places the organism in Eukaryota, Viridiplantae, Streptophyta, Magnoliopsida, Brassicales, Brassicaceae.